This is a messenger RNA of Acanthoscelides obtectus, 246 nucleotides long. The record is from the annotation of a GenBank genome assembly. Lineage: Eukaryota; Metazoa; Arthropoda; Insecta; Coleoptera; Chrysomelidae.
AUGCAGGUACGGCUGUCAGGACUCCGAAACAAUACAGCACGUACUGGUGGAUGCCAAGCAUUCGCUCCAACGGACUAUAAGGAGCGCCACGACAUAGCUGCCAAAAUCAUUCACCAGGAGUUGGCAUACAAAUUCAAACUGAUCGAAUGCAAGCUACAGUACUACAAAUAUACACCGCAAUGUGUCCUCGAGAACGACAAGUAUAAACUAUACUGGGAUCGCACUGUGCUUCGGACCAAUACAUAA